Molecule: messenger RNA, 616 nt
Organism: Cephus cinctus (wheat stem sawfly)
Lineage: Eukaryota; Metazoa; Arthropoda; Insecta; Hymenoptera; Cephidae
Product: E3 ubiquitin-protein ligase AIRP1-like
Exons: 3
Coding region: 204-449 (81 amino acids)
Source: RefSeq, a predicted model, not a curated record
CUUCUACCCAUAUACAUUAACGUGGCUGAAAAUCGAGCAGUCCUGGCACAUCUGCCUUACGAAGAGGCAACCAUAAAGAAAGCGAAGGAAAUCAAACAGUUAAAAAGGCCGAAUAUCCGGGGGGGAAAGCGAGCAGUCAUUGGAAUCAAAGACACCAGUGCGACUGGUUAAUAUUGUUUCUGAUUUUACGAAUUUCUAAAAAAAUGAAUAAGACGGUAAUAUGUGUAAUUUCCGUUGUGGGAGGUAUUGCCUUUGGGAUGUACCAAGCUUUUUCUGCUGAGCUGGAUAAAUCAAGAAAGCGUUGCUCAUCUAUAUGUAUCUAUGAGAGCGGGAGAGAUGAGUACACACUGUCUUUGGACUGUGGACAUGAAUUUCACCAAUUAUGUAUUCGUGCAUGGCAAAAAGUAAAUACGGAGGAAUGUCCUCUUUGCAAAAAGGAUCCUAAAUAAUUCUCAGUAGACGAAGAUAUCGGGUUGAUGAUCUAUGGAAAAGAUGGGUACACAAUUCGCAAAUUAUAAUAAGUUAUGUGAUUUCUAUAUAUGUAUACAACAGUGUCUAAUUUGAAUAAACAGAUAAAAUAAUGUACGAAUAAAUAAAAUGGCUAAAAAUUCUUUGA